Messenger RNA from Nannochloropsis gaditana CCMP526, 747 nucleotides. RefSeq lists its product as uncharacterized. The coding region runs from base 1 to 747 and encodes 248 amino acids. The record is from RefSeq and is a predicted model, not a curated record. The transcript is spliced from 5 exons.
AUGGUGGACUUAAUUCAGGAAAGAAAUCGCAUCAAAAUUGCACUUCGGGAGGGACAUCAAGACGGCCUGUUCCGGUUAUCCUUGCGCAAGCCUCCUAAAUCAUCAUCAUCGUGUUCCAAUAGAAAACGUUCUCGAAAGGUGUCAGAAGCAGCUGCUGAUGGUGCCCUGGGAGCCGCGGAGUCCGACGCGUCGCUCGCGUCGGACUCCACAGGGAGUUCCGUGGAAGGAACAGAGCAUGCGGAGUUUCGUCGAAGUCCGAGGCGACAGCAGCUUCUGCGCCUGUCCUUGACAGAGUUGGCGCUGGCGCGCCACAACCCUCAGCGUCUCAGCGCAGAAUACGUCAUGUGUUUCUAUAAAGUGCGGCGCGAGUUUGGGAGUGAGGGAAUCGACCGACGGCGGGUGAUCGAGUGCAUGCGCAUCUGGCAGCAUUUGAGCGUCCUGGUCGGCGGCGACGUCACCUGGGGCAUGGCGGACAAAGUGGGGAGGUCCAUGGGCAUCUCGGCGGUGGACGUGGAGGACACCGCCUCAGUCGCCCUGGGGCCGACCCGAAGUCGACGGAAGGGCCGGGCCCAGGAGGAGGUGGCGAUCCUGGUGAGGCUGGUGGACGAGGUGAGGACCAUGCCGGACUACAAAAUCCUGGCACGGACGCAGGACGAGAGCGUGCCCACGUUUUUGGGUCUGCUGGCGGGGGAGCGGCUGGUCCAGGUCACCAAUGCGGCCUUCGACCGGGCGCCGGGAGGAUCAUGA